Molecule: messenger RNA, 2062 nt
Organism: Schistosoma turkestanicum
Lineage: Eukaryota; Metazoa; Platyhelminthes; Trematoda; Strigeidida; Schistosomatidae
Source: the annotation of a GenBank genome assembly
CUAUAUUUGGAAACCACUGUUACUUAAAGACCGCUCAAUUUGAAAAAUGGAAAUAAAUUAUGUUUAUGCAAAAAAGCGAUCAGAAUUCGGACGACAGUGUAACUUUAGCGACAAAAAUGCAGAAAUCCUGAUAGAAAUACUACCUGAUGCAGACUUGUCCCAGAAAUUUAUCGAAAUCACUCCACUUGACAAAGGUAUACAAUGCUCACAAGAAAUGUCUGAACAUGAAGCAAAUACUGAAAGAUACAGAUCGGAAACCCGUGGAAUGAAUCACACGGAAGGUGGCUGGCCAAAAGAUGUUAAUCCACAGGAACCAGACCAGGUUAUAAGAUACCGAAAAAAAGUUGAGAAAGAAGAUGUUUAUAUAGCAACAGUCCACAAACUUGGAAACAUUAUGGAACACCGUAUCAAACAAAAUAAUGCUUUAAACAUUUAUGAAAACUACUUUGAUGAUCUGGAUCUAAAUGCUUCAGAGGAUCUCCCGUCUGCCAAGACUAUUAACGUUUUAAAAGACACAAACGAAAUCAAACGAAGCAUCGCCUACAUAUCCUGGUUCACAGAUGGUCCGACAAAAUUGGCAGUCGCUUAUUGUAACACAGAAUUUCAGUCUUCUCAAAACCUGUCCAAUGAUUCAUACAUAUGGGAUUUAAAUAAUCCCAAUAGACCAGAAUUGGUUCUAAAACCCACCUCUCCUCUUGUCUGUAUAGAAUACAAUCCUAAGGAUUCUCACACUCUAAUUGGCGGAUGUUACAAUGGACAGUUAGCUUUCUGGGACAGACGUAGGGGACCGAUUCCUGUUGAAAUAUCCCCGGUUGAGCAUAGCCACAGAGAUCCUGUUUGGAAAGCACUAUGGAUACAAUCGAAAACUGGUACUGAGUGUUUCUCCACUGGGACUGAUGGACAGGUUUUCUGGUGGGAUGUUAGAAAAAUGUCUGAACCUACAGAAUUUCUAUACCUUGAUACCACCAAAAAACAAGAUAUUUCUUGUGCUCAAGGAGCAUAUGCACUGGAGUACGAAUCUACAAUUCCAACUAAGUUUAUGGCUGGGACUGAACAGGGAAUGAUUAUUUCCUGCAAUCGGAAAGGUAAAACACCUGCCGAAAAGAUCGUUGCUGUUUACCCUGGACAUAUUGGACCUGUUUAUGCAUUACAGAGAAAUCCAUUCUUCCCCAAGAACUUUCUCAGCAUUGGGGACUGGACUGCUCGAAUAUGGUCGGAAGAUAUUCGAGAAUCUCCCAUUAUGUGGACAGCUAACCACAACCACGGUCUCUCGGAUGGAUGCUGGAGUCCCAUCCGACCGGCCGUAUUUUUCACUACACGUUUAGACGGGACACUCAGUAUAUGGGAUAUUAUUUUCAAACAGAAAGAACCUGCUCUGAAUAUUCAGAUAUGUGAAGAACCACUCCAUUGUCUCAAAGUUCAAGAACAGGGUCGACUUAUCGCAACAGGAUCACAUAGUGGAAUAUGCACAAUACUUGAGCUCUCUGAAGGAUUUUGGAAUCAGCCUAAAAAUGAGAGGUCUUUAGUGACUGCCAUGUUCGAAAGAGAAACUCAUCGUGAGAAGAUCCUGGAAGCCAGAAAUCGAGAAAUAAAACUACGCAGACAAAAAGCGCAGGGAACAGAAGAAGCGAUUUCUGCUGGUGAGGAAGAAUUAGACACAAAACCGGAAGAAAUCACACGCUCAACAGAACAAUUUUUUGAAACCAUUCAACGGAAACUUAAGGAGCGAGAACUAAGAGAAAAGCUUGCUAUGGAAUCAGCACAAACUACAAACAAUAAACGGAAUGAUAUAGUACUUGAAGAGGAAGAAGAACGUCCGGCAUCAAGCGAGGAUGAACAGGAUGGACUCGAGAGGGAAGGCGAGCAGGAAGGUAUGCAAACUGAAGCGAACGAACUUCAGGAAACGGUCCAAUCUUAGUGUAGAAAUUAAAAUAUCUCACACCAUGUUUUGAGCGGUUUACCACUGGUAAUAAGCUGAACUAAGAAAUUCCUACUGAUAUUACUUUUCGUUGAAUAUACAAAAAUGAAAUAAAGUUUACGAUCCAGUAGUUGAGGUUUUUAC